Molecule: messenger RNA, 1935 nt
Organism: Lathyrus oleraceus (garden pea)
Lineage: Eukaryota; Viridiplantae; Streptophyta; Magnoliopsida; Fabales; Fabaceae
Exons: 4
Coding region: 1-1935 (644 amino acids)
Source: RefSeq, a predicted model, not a curated record
AUGCCUCGUGACUUCACCGAGAUGGUGGGGGUCGGUGUACAACUCAAAGAAGGGGUAAAAGAAGGAAGAGUGGCUCGUGAUAAUUCUACAUCUGCUAGUAGCACCAAAAAGUUUGAUGGAUGGAAGAAAAAGAAGGAAGGAUAUGUCAAUGUUGUUUACCACCAUCGACCAAGCAAUAGAAGACAACAAUAUCAACCAGUUGCCCAAGUAGUUCCAGCUCCACAAGUGCAACAACCUAUGCUAGGUUACUAUCAACAACCCUUGCCUUAUCCACAAUAUCCACAACAACCACCGCCUCAGUAUCAGCCACAGCGGCAGCAGCAGCAGCAACAACAACAACAACAAAGACAACAACCAUCUACAUCUGCUAUUCAUCAAAAUCCACGUCCUAUGAAGACUCAGUUCCAGUUUGAUCUAAUCCCGACGACAUACACUUAUCUACUACCUUCUUUACUUGCCCAGAAUCUCAUAGAGAAGCGUGUCACGCCACCAAUGACUGACAAGUUGCCUAGAUGGUAUAAACCUAAUGAACAUUGUGCUUGCCACUCUGACGCACCAGGGCAUGACACUGAAAAUUACUUUGUAUUCAAAGGAACAGUCCAAGAACUUAUGAGAUUGGGGAUGAUUAAGUUUAGUGAUAUGCCAAAUGUGGCAACUAACCCAUUUCCUGAGCAUGGUGCAGUGAAUAUGAUUACCGAAGAUGAGAACUUGAUCAUGGAUGUCCUGAAAGUGAAGACUCUGUUAGUGCUUGUGCACCUUAAGCUGUUCAAGGCCGGUAUUCUAAAGCAAAAUCAUGAGAAGUGCUCUAUUUGUUUGAGGGACUCUAAAGGUUACUUCGAUGUGCAGAAAGGUAUACAGAUGUUGAUUUCCAACAGUGUGUUACAGCCAUUGGUCAACAACAAAGUUGUCACUAAUAUUGCCGAUGCAAGCGGUCUCACGAGAAGCGGUGGGGGUUUCACUCCUGCUAAUCUUAGAGGUGGUAAGCGUGUGGUCGAGAAGCCCGACAAUGGUAAAUCUCUAUUGGUCAUUCCUGAUAGUAGACCCAUACAAGAUGUAGAGGCUAAAGAAUUUUUACGCCUGAUACGAAAGAGUGAUUAUAAGGUGGUAGAUCAGCUUCUUCAAACCCAGUCAAAUAUAUUUGUUAUGUCUUUGCCCUUAAAAUCUGAAGUGCACCACCAGGCUCUAUUGAAAGUAUUGGGGAAAGCCUAUGUAAAUCCAGAUGUCACAGUUGAUCAGUUUGACCAUGUAGUUGGAAACACUACGUCUUGCAACACACUAAGCUUUUCUGACAAUGAGUUGCCCACCAAGGGUAAAAAGCAUAAUAACACUCUCUACAUAUCCAUGGGAUAUGAAAAAGAUUAUCUUUCGCAUGUUUUGGUUGAUACCGACUCUUCUUUGAAUGUGAUGCCGAAGAUUACUCUUGCCAAGUUGUCCUAUAUUGGUGUUGAUAUCAGACCAAGCGAGGUUGUUGUGAAGGCCUUUGAUGGUUCUAGGAAGACUGUAAUGGGUGAAAUUGUCUUGCCGAUGAUGGUUGGUCCACAACAGUUUCAAAUCCUCUUCCAGGUGAAGGAUAUUAAUCCUGGUUACAGUUGUCUGCUUGGGAGACCGUUGAUUCAUGACGCAGGCGUUGUCACAUCCAUCUUACACCAAAAAUUGAAAUUCAUCCAAAAUGGCAAACUUGCUAUUGUUUAUGUUUCUAAAAAUCAAAAACAUAAAUGCAUGUGCAAAUUUCUCAAUAAACCAAUUGAACGCAAUAACCCUGCACCCUCUCCCGACUUUGAGUUCCCAAUGUAUGAAGCUGAGGAAGAAGAGUUUGAAGAGAUCCCAGACGAUAUUUCCAGAUUGCUAGAACAAGAGGGAAAGAGUCUCGAGCACUACAAAGAGCUGAUGGAAUUGAUCAACUUGGGCACCGAGGAAGAUAAGAAGGAAGUGUGA